Molecule: messenger RNA, 1499 nt
Organism: Scophthalmus maximus (turbot)
Lineage: Eukaryota; Metazoa; Chordata; Actinopteri; Pleuronectiformes; Scophthalmidae
Gene: mrps9
Product: mitochondrial ribosomal protein S9
Exons: 11
Coding region: 33-1190 (385 amino acids)
Biological process (GO): translation
Cellular component (GO): mitochondrial small ribosomal subunit; ribosome
Molecular function (GO): RNA binding; structural constituent of ribosome
Source: RefSeq, a predicted model, not a curated record
UUCCGCCGCUGACGUCAGCGCUGUCGGCCAAGAUGGCGCUGUGCUGUGUGAGAACCGCGGGCUCGUUCCUCGGGAAAUGUGGGAAUCGCCGCGCCGGUGUGAACGCGGUCACGUCCCGGCUGAGCCGACAGGUCCUGAGCAGGCCGGUGUGCCUGAGCGCUGCCCUCCGCAAAAAGAACCUGGCGGCCUCGGGGCCGGAGAAGUUCACGGAGGAGUACAUCAAGAAGCAGCUGGAGGAGUUCAACGUCGGCAAGCGGUACCUGGCCAACAUGAUGGGCGAGGACCCGGAGAACUUCAGCCAGGAGGACAUAGACAGGAGCAUCUCCUACCUCUUCCCCUCCGGCCUGUUUGAGAAGAAAGCGCUGCCCGUCAUGAAGCAUCCAGAUGAAAUAUUUCCAAGGCAAAGAGCUGUCAAUUGGGGACCAGACCGACGACCAUUCCACUUCCUUUUCUACACCGGCAAACCGUCCUACUACAGCCUGAUGCAUGACACAUACGACAAAAUCCUGAAAUUGGAGAAGCAUGAAGACCUCCUGAAAGCCAAAGAACUCUUCCACCUGGACACCAAGAAUAUCUCUCUAGGCACAAGCCGGUGGCUCACAAAGGUGGAGGUGGAGGAGCUGCUGGUGGAGGCCAUCUCCCCUCAGGACUACAAUCGCUUCAUCCAGCUGAUUGAGCGUCUGCUGUCAAUGCGCCACUGCGCCAAAGAGGAGGAGUUUGUCCUGCGUUACCGCCGGCAACUGGAGGCGCAGUCCACCAAGCAAAUGGUGCCGCCGCUUGAGACAGACGACGGAGGCGUGGCCUUCAGCAAAGCGGAGGGCCGACGGAAGACGUCAACCUCAUCAGUUGUCCUCCGGGACUGUGGCUCCGGACGCGUCACCGUGAAUGGCUACGACUACCUCCAGUACUUCCCCGUGCUGCAGGACAGAGAGCAGCUGAUGUUCCCGCUACUGUUCGCCGGCGCGCUGGGACGCUUCGACCUGGAGUGCACCGUCACCGGCGGCGGCAGGUCCAGCCAGGCGGGGGCGCUGCGGCUUGCUGUCGCGCGGGCCCUGCUCAGCUUCCUGUCCGAGGGAGACAUGGAGACCAUGAGACAAGCGGGCCUGCUUACCCCGGAUCCAAGGGUGAGGGAGAGGAAUAAGCCAGGGCAGGAGGGAGCGCGAAAGAAAUUCACCUGGAAGAAACGCUGAGGAGGAGGAAGAGGAGGAGGGUGAUCUGAACCUGAACUCAAAAUCUAAAAACAUCCGCACUGGACCUCUACUUUUAACGUGACCCCAUGUGAGGUGAUGUCUCGUGAGACAUCGUGUCCUCUUCACUUUAUUUAAGCUCUGGAUACAACGACGACGAGCUGACGGCCGCCAUCUUUUCCAGACGGCGCCCACACUCGGCUGGCUGCAAGAUUGCUUUUUCGGCCACCAGAUGGCAGCAUGUGUCAAGGAAUAAAUGCUGACUAUGAUCAUCAUCGGUAUAUCAGUCAAUAAAUUAAGUAUUUCAUAUAA